This is a messenger RNA of Zeugodacus cucurbitae (melon fly), 7285 nucleotides long. It is a transcript of the gene hob, whose product is annotated as protein hobbit. The record is from RefSeq and is a predicted model, not a curated record. Lineage: Eukaryota; Metazoa; Arthropoda; Insecta; Diptera; Tephritidae. The transcript is spliced from 17 exons. Bases 119 to 6958 code for a protein of 2279 amino acids.
AUUUAUAAGGUGGGGAAACGUCAACAAAUUUAUUUUUCAGACGUUUCUCAAAAUUCACGUUAAUAUCCAUGGAUAAUUAGAAAAAGUGUAUAGAAAAUGUGAUAAAUAAUUCAACAAAAUGCUGCUUAAGUUAUUAAUAUUGGUUUUGUUAGUAUUUUUACUAGCAUAUUGCAUUCUACCAAAGGGGAUCAGUUGGUAUCUGGUUAAAAAGUUUAAGGUAAAAGUACGAAUUGGUAGUAUUAGCUUACGUUAUCUUGCGUUGCGAAAUGUAGACGUCAGUAAAAGUGGAUUUAUUGUGCAAAUCGAAGAAAUUUGUCUUCGUAGCAGCUUUUUUAACACAGAGGUAACAAAGCUACUAUCGAUCUACAUACGCGAUAUACGCAUAAACAAAGAUAUACAGAGCAAUGAUGUUACAGCUGAAUCACUUCGUCAAUCUGAGCGUCUACAUAGUAAAGCGCGUCAGGAGGAGGAAAAAGAUGUGCCAGAUUUCCGGCGUGCUAAAGUACCACCAAGUAUACUGACGUUCGCACAGUUUAUGGCAAUGCACAUAAACAAUAUUUCCGUUGUGCUUAUGAAUAACAAUUUCGAUCCGGGUUGGUUCAUUCAUGCAACAGCUAGGGAAUUACAUCUAGAUGGCAGUAUUGUGCAUAAUGAUAAAACUUUAUUAGUCAACGCGGCGCUUAAUGAUGCGCAGGCGAAAAUGUUGAGACACUGUCCAUCACGUCGACAGUCCUUGGAAAAUCUAAAUAAAGUACAACCUUGCUUGGGUGAGAUCAGCUUCGACAUUGCCUUAGAUACUACUUUGUUUGCACAGGGACCUCUAUCUGUGGAUAAACUCUCUUUGGCUAUGAAUAAUGCUCGUUCCACCAUACACGGUAGUUUAUACGACUUCCUAAGUGAGGCGAAGCAACGUACAAAGCCACAGCAAAAUUUAGAGAGCAGAGUGCUAAGCACGGCUAAUUCACUUUCGCAGCGUCGAAAGAGUUUUAGCAAUGAGUCAUAUGAGAAGAUCUCACCCAUUAUACCCAAGAAUUUUAAUUUUGUGAUUAAAGCAGCCACCUUUUCAGCGGUGAAAGAGAAUUCCCAAAAUGAUUUUAGCGCAAAAAUACAGUUGUUCAGUAUUACUGGGGAAUUAAAAUCGAAGUCGUUGAAUGAGAAUGCGCAACUUCCAACAUUGGUAACCAAUGUGCUACUGGAACACUUGGAUAUUGAUACCAAAUAUGAAAAGUUACUAUUUAUUGAGCAGUUUACUAUCGAUUCCCUGUUGGAAAACGAUGUUCUAAAUUUAUAUGUCAAGCUUAAAACAUUCCAAAUUAUUUAUAAUCAUUGUGAAAUAUACGAUUGGGUGCAUAAUAACUUUUUAUCGCGCCAGCGUAUAAGUCAACAGCCGUUACAGUUAAAUGUGAAACAACGCAUGUUGCCGGAACAUUUGGGUGCGGACACAAUACUGGAUCCGUUGCUUUUAACGUCCAAACCGGCGAAUAACGGCAUACUUGAGAGUAUAUUGAAGCGUAUAGUGGUGAAAGGUUGUGCAGAGUUCUGGAAUGUAUCAGUGCUCAUGAAGUUGGACGAUGAAAACGCUGCCAUGAGCGUUAGUCACACACGCUUUAUACUCGAACAAAUUGAAGAGAAGCGCAGCUCUUUGUAUGGCAAUCGUCUUUUGAAUAUGCUCUUGAAUCAGCGUCAUUGGAGCACCGAAUUAAUGAUUGAAUCCUUGUGGUGGUCAUUGGGAAAUUCAAUAAAUGAUACCAACAAUUUGAAGAAAUCACAUUCUCCCGGCUCACCAUUCUUUCUGGGACUCAGCUUGGUCAAAUUGAAUUCAUAUGCAAGUGUCACCAAACUAGAGGUAUCCAUACACACGCUACGCACGGAAUAUAGCAUGAGUUUGGCUGAAUUUAUAGUGAAGUCGGUCAAUUGUAUAAAACAAUACGGUGGCCUGAGUUCCACUGAAAGUGGCGUUGGGAAGCGUUUGUCGCCACGUGCGCCAAGUGCCGGCACAAAUUCAAUAACUGGUGGUUUACUAAUAGCAGCACGCAUUAAGGACGUCACAGCAUAUUUCAUCAAUCAUCAUCAAGCUUGUUUGCUGCUAAGCUUCUCGGAUAUCAUACUAUCGCGUAAGCAACAGGUAUCCAGCUUCAAAUUUGAGGACUUUCAAAUGGCCAUAAUGCGUGCAAUGAAUGCAUCAUCGCUAUGUCUCAACGAUUUCAAUGACAUAUUCGCCAAUUGUAAGACAAUACGCAUUGAACAUGAAAAGCAUGAGAAUAAAGUGUCGGUCUACAUUCCAAGCAACACAGAGGUCAUGUGGAAUGCCAAUUUGCAUAUGCACAUAUUGACCUUGGCGCGUGACAUGAGCGAUUUGCGCACCGAACUGGCGUUGCCACAACACGCGGUGGAGGUGAAACCAGCGCACGCGAAGAAAAAGUGGAUCAUCGAACUAUCCGCUGAAUUGAGCACGGUACUUGAGAUUAAACUCUCCGAACGCCAUACAAUGCAGUGGUUUGUGGAGAACUUGUUCUUCAGUCACAAGGAAGCGAAUUUCAUUUCAGCGGAAAACCUGUUUAUUAAAAUCGAUGAUCAGCAUAUAUUUACGCUGAAGGAGAUAGAUGUGCAGUCACUACCGCGCUUGGAUAUGCUCACACAGGAGCGUGUAAAUUGCGAGGGCUUUGUGCUGCCCACAAACAAAGUGUGGGUAACAACAAUUGGCGCAUUUAAGGCCAUCUUUCCUUAUGAUCACGAUUUUUACGAUGCCGUGCAAAAUGAGUUCGUGUCACACUUUAAAUGGCUGAAAUUGGUACAUAACUACAAGAAGAAACCCUUUACCGCCAGCUCACCGCUGCCAAGCGAUAUGGUCAUACAAAUCAAAGAGUUUUUGCUCGAAAUCAGCGACGAUCCAUUUGAGGUGAAAUUACGUGAUAAUUACGUGCUGCUUGUGGAUGAGUACCUAGAGGGUCUGAAACGCAAAGCUAUAUUCGAUAAGAAGAUUGCCGAGCGUUGUCUUGUGCCGGCGAGCACAAUCGAAAGUCUCUACGCGAGUUUGGUGCAGAAGAAUUCUGAAAUCUACAUACAACGCUCGAAGAAGAUACGCGAGAGUGGACCUGUGCGCACGCGCUUGCUAGCGUGGAUUAUGACAGAUGUGGAAAUAAUGGCCAUGGCCGAUCCAUCAAUACAUGGCACUGAGAAUGUGACGCGCAUAAUGCGCGAUAUUGACUGUGAGAGCCCAUGGCCGGAGGAAGGCUUGGAAUUCACCACACUUUGGUGUCGCAGCGUAAAUAUCAGCUGCACCGAGUGGAAAUUUAUGCUGCGCGAUUUCCCACAACCCAUGUUCUAUGUGAAGUCAAUGCGCCUAUUUGGUAAUUUAUGCGGCGCUGAGCAAGCGGCGUCCAAGCGCGCUAAGCGUGAUGUUUACAUAGAAGUUGGUGAGCCCUUCGGCACCGAUGUCAUACAACGCAGCAUGCCGUCGUUGAAGUUUUAUCACGACUUCGAUUGUGAACUGGAGUUCUGCAGCUAUGCUUUUGGUCCCUGCUGGGAGCCGGUGAUGGCGCAGUGUAACCUCAGUUUUGAGAAAAUUUCCGCACCGUCCAAAGAUCCCAGUCCGCCCUUGCCUUUCUGGGAUAAAAUGCGUUUGCUGUUUCACGGUCGUCUAACCAUGAUCGUGAAGCAAUUCACGGUGUUGUUGCAUGCCUCAUUGGAUCCCUACAAUACAACCGAGGAAAUGGAGUUGACUUGGAACAAUGCGGGCAUUGUGUGGACAAAUGCGAAAAUCAUGUUCAAAGGUGAACUAAAUAUAACGGUACGCACGGCAUCACGUUAUGACGAUUGUCGGCUGCUGCACUUUCCGAACUUGAAACUGACAUUUAAACUAAAUUGGGUUUGUUUGGCCAAUCCAAAUGAUCAUCACGCUGUUAUGCCUUGUGCGCCCGACAAAUUACCCGAGUACUCGAGCAAUCAAGUACACGACUCAUUCCGCGCCUUCCGUUCGCUUAAUCUAAACAUAUGGAUUUCAUUCGAAACGAAGCCGAAGCAUGGCGAAGAGGUGGAAAUCGACAUUCCCAGUCUGGUUUUAUACGGCAGCACAUUGCGUUGGUUCGAGAGCCUCAAACUGAUACUGUCCGGUGUUACGCGCCCCACACGUCGAGGUCCGGUAUUCAAUAAUGUGCGUCCACGCAAGAAGCAACUAAGUCGCCACUAUAAAAAAGCCAAUCUACAAAUGAGCCUCCAUCACUUUCAAGUGCUCUAUUGGAUGUCGCAUGCGCUGCAAAAGGGUUUCCAAUUGAACGGCGGUCGUGUGUCCUUUAGUUCGGAAUAUUGCUUGUCGCUAUGCCCCAUUGAUGAUGGCCUCAUACAUAGACCACGCGCUGAAUGGUCGACCGUCUAUAUGAAUUGUGAAUUGAAUGACGCUGAAAUAUGGUUGAGAAGCAUACUCACCGAGAAGCUCGGCAGCAGUGCGGAAAAUUUGCCCAGCGUUGGUGAUGCCUUCAAAAUCGUGCGUUUCUACUUUCUGAGUGUGGCUAAAGUGUCGUACGGACGUGAAGCGCUCAUACAAACCGCCGGCAGCAGUCAAGAGGAGGAGUCGAAAACGAAAAAUACCACACCCACACAUAAAUUGGUCGUUUACGAUCUGAAAGGCGCGUGGACGAAAAACAAUCGUGAUGUGGCGUUUGCGCUCUUCGAUUCGUUCAUGAAGUCACAAAAGCUUAAGAAUAACUUAUCCACAGAGGCUGUGAAGAGCUAUCGCAAGGAGACCACUUCUAAUGUCAUCAAGAAUAAGCGUAGCGAUAGCACAAUUACACUCACGAAUAACCCCACAGAAGUGUUGCCGACAACGAAUGCCAACAGCGCCAUUAAGAAGGUACAACCGGCCAGUCAUGCCACGGCCAUGCUGCAACAACUCAUCGCCGAGGCCGAUCACAAAUUCAACGUUUACAGCGAUGAUCAGAGCACGCAGUCGCGCGAAUUGCAGCUGCAGGGCUUGCAGGCGUGCUCGGCGCAGGAUGUGAUACACGAGAAUUGGUCCAUAUCGUUGGUGAAUUCACAAGUCCUACUUAAGGGUUGUGAGACAUCGGGUUAUGUUAUUAUUAGUGCUGCGAAAGCGGAGAUACUACAACGUGUACACCGUCCAGUAUGGCGUGACAGAUCGCUGGUGUCCAAGACCACGUGGAAGGGUCUGCUCGAAUGCAUGCAGUAUUAUGCUACAGUGAGCGCCGGUGAGGAUGACUCGCUCAUUGAAAAGGAGAUCAUGUGGUUGACGGUGGAUAACAUACAGGAUAAAGAUGACACUGUGAUCAAUGAUUUGCCCGACAUUCCGCAUCUAGUUGGUAGUGGUCGUAGUGUGGGUGGUGUUGUUUCGGAGACUGUGGGUGCCUUAUCGAUUGAGAAUCCGGGUGAAACACAGCCUGUACAACUGCAACGCAUUGUAUCGCGUUGUAAAUGUGAAUUCUUCUACGUCAGCUAUGGCGAUACGAUAGAUCCAAAUUCCAUAACCGAAGUACCGCCACCACCGUCCGAAGAAACGCUAUCACCGUGGGAGAAACAAGACGAUCCCGUCGAUGCGUUCACACUAAUGCAUCACGAUCUCGAUGUCUGCACGAAUUCACUGCAAUAUGCCAUGAUUCUGGAUAUCGUGAAUAAUCUGCUACUCUACGUUGAACCGCAACGCAAACAGGCGCUCGAGAAAUUGGCGCGCAUGCGUUUUCAACUGCAGCUGCACUCCACUGAGGAUCAAAAGCGGCCAAUACAACAGAAACAGACGAUGAUACGCAGUUUGCUGAUGAAAAUCCGUUCGCUGGAGAAGGAUAUACAUCUGAUUGGCAAGGAUCGUGCCGAAGAGGGCGACACGCUGGAGUUGAGAGACGCAUUCGAAAGUGUGCAAUUGCAGAUACGCGAAAGUAAGGAGGAAUUGAAUACGCUCAGCGAGGAGUUGGACAUGAUGUUGUUGUGUUACAAGGAGACACAGCUGUCGCAGCUAAGCAAAAUAUCGAAUGUGCGCGCCGACAAAUCGCUCACCAUCGUGCGUGCCAAUGAAAUCUGCUUUAAGCGUGCGCAAUGGCGUCUCACCGAAACCGACGGUCAAAUCGGCAUAUCCGAUCUGGUACUUAGUGGCUUUUUGUAUACGAAAAAAUCGAAAAGUGACGACUCUGUGGAACACUUACUUGAGUUGGGCAAUAUACGCAUGAGCAACUUGAUACCGCGUGAGAUCUAUCGCGAAGUCCUAAUGCCCACUGAAAUCCAAAAGGACAUGCCAAUCGAUACGCAUAAACGUGUGUUGCGCAUUUUCUGUCGUGAGAAACCGCCAGUGGGUGGUAUCUCGGUGAAAGAGCAUUUCGAAAUCAAUGUGGCGCCCAUUACGAUUGCCAUAACGAAGAAAUUCUACAGCACAAUGUUGAAAUUCUGUUUCCCCGAUCGUGAUGCUUCCGAAACGGAGACUGUCGAUGAUAUUGAGGAGAAUUCUUCGAGUUCCUCCUCAUCGUCGGCCGUGCAAACGAAGUCCGCAAAGAAACCAUCGAAAACUAAAAAGAGUUCGAAAGAUUCGGAAUUCUAUGUGAAAAUCGAAAAGGAUGAUGUGGAGAAGAUGAAAGAGCGCGCUGAGAAGAAUAAACUCUUUAUCUAUAUAAAAAUUCCCGAAGUGCCUGUGCGUGUCAGUUACAAGGGUAAUAAGGAGAAAAAUCUUGAAGACAUCACAGAUUUCUCGCUCGUCAUACCAACACUGGAGUACCACAAUGUCACCUGGACGUGGCUCGACUUGCUAUUGGCUAUGAAAUUGGUAAGUCGACGCGUGAUAUUAUCGCAAGCAAUCAAGCAGAAAUUGCAAAUACAUCGACGACAACCGGGCACAUCGACGGGCGAACGUUCGUCGCCGCAGGAGGAAGACAAGGCGAAAAUGCUGUUUGGUAAUCGCUUAUUGAAUGAGAAUCGCAGCCAAAGAAGAGGAGUUUUCAAAUUCACCUCGAGCAACAAGUGAUACGCAGUGAUAACUAUUGAGAUUUAAGUGCUGAAAUUUAUACACUUGCAUACAUACUUACACAUUGACAAAUACAUACUAGCAAUCAGUGCAGCAAAAAAACAACUACAACAACACUUCUAUUUAUUGUAAUUUUAAUCAAGUGAAUUUAGUUUUGUUUAACACAGUUACAAUUACAAUUACAAUUACAAUUUAAAUUAAUUAGUUAAUACACAACAUUGUAAUGCCUAGUACGAACGAGAUUGUAUCAUAACUUUUAAAAAACUACUAUAAUAAUUAAUUAAUGUAUUUUAAUUAGCACACUUUAUGCAAUAUGUAUUACCUACC